This is a messenger RNA of Colletotrichum spaethianum, 1404 nucleotides long. Its product is annotated as putative glutamine amidotransferase DUG3. The coding region runs from base 1 to 1404 and encodes 467 amino acids. NCBI's taxonomy places the organism in Eukaryota, Fungi, Ascomycota, Sordariomycetes, Glomerellales, Glomerellaceae. The record is from RefSeq and is a predicted model, not a curated record. The transcript has 4 exons.
AUGUGCCGGUUCUUGGUCUACCGGGGAAGUGACGAGAUCCUUCUCUCAAAGCUCAUCCUUGACCCGACUCACUCCAUCUUGAAGCAAUCGUUCGAUUCCAGGCUCAGAUUGGACACCCGACGAGGCCAGAACAACGCCGAUGGCUUCGGAAUCGGCUUCUAUACCGAUCCCAAGUUGGGCCACGCUCCUUGCCUCUUUACAUCGACAAUUCCCGCGUGGAACUGCACCAACCUCCAGCGAAUCGCCUCCAAGACUGCCUCACAACUCAUUUUCGCCCAUGUCCGAGCCACGACCGAGGGAUCGCUGAGCGAAGACAACUGCCAUCCGUUUUGCCACGGCAGUUUGAUGUGGAUGCACAAUGGAGGUCUGGGAGGUUGGAAAUACAUCAAGAGGAGGCUAGGAGAAAGGUUGGCCGACAAGUGGUACCUGGGAGUUCAGGGUGGAACAGACAGUGAAUGGGCGUUUGCCCUGUUCCUCGACACCCUUCAAAGGAUGGGUUUUGACCCCAGCUCACAGCCCGCCAACGGAUUUGGUCCUACGGUGCUGAGAAAGGCUAUGCUUAAGACUAUUGCCACCAUCAACGAGCUGAUUGACGGUAUCCCGGAGAGCACGAUCCAGUCGGAGAACGUUGAUACCCGAAGCUUGCUCAACUUCGCCGUUACGGACGGGAAAAGUGUUAUCUGCACACGGUACAUCAGCAGUGCUACGGAUGAAGCGGCAAGCCUGUACUACUCAUCUGGAACUGAGUGGGGAACGAGGACAUCGGCUGCCAGCGACCGAAACUACCAAAUGGAACGUCAAGAUAAAGGCGCUGAUAUUGUUCUGGUUGCGAGCGAACCGCUGACUUUUGAAAGAGAAAAUUGGGUGAAUGUCCCCACGAACUCGAUUCUGACAAUCCACAACCAAACUGUUAUGGUUCAUCCGAUCAUUGAUAAGUACUUCGAUCGAAGCCCGUACCACGCCAGAUCCAGCGCCUUCGUUCAGACGAAGGGGCUGAUGGCGAAUGAGAAAAUUUCAUCGCUGCUUAGUCCGGCGGCAACGCCGCUGCCUAGCCCUGAGACUACGAAAAAGAACCUUGGCCCAACCAUUCCUUUCGGCGUCUCUCGCACACACACACCGGAGCCUGGUUUCACUGGCAAAUCACGGCCGCCCAGCCAGCUUCACGAGGUGUCUACGCCAGCAGACUCGAGAUCAAUCAAGACUACCUCGAGCGCGCAAAUCAACACACCACGGCCUCCGGUGCAGGGCAAUAUCAAGGUGAAACGGACUGCGCCAGAGCAGGUUUCCCCUAAUGUCGACAGUGACACUGAGUCACUGCUUCCCGAUGACCAAACUCAGAACAGAACAGAAUUUGGACAUCCCAAUAAGCUGUCAAGAUACUUUCCUGAGUUAACAAUGUCCUAG